AUGUCGGUGCUCUUCGCGGCAUCCUUCAACAUCGUUUCCAGUGCAGUGGAGCUCAAUGGUGUUAUCGUCAGUAUCAUCUUGGUGAACAAGCAGAUUGCGUCAGUAUGUGGCUUCGACUUCAUCCUGACCAUGCUCUUCCUGAACUUCCUCACAACUGCGACUCUCCUUGAGGGUCUGGCGGCGCUUCGGUGGUUUGAGAAGAAACACUUGCCCACCCGAGAACGAUGGAUUGUUGCAGGAAUGGCCUUGAGCACGGUGCUGCUCAACAACUGCAGCAAUGAGGCCAAUAGCGUGGGCUUUUACCAGAUCACCAAGCUGCUGAUCAUCCCAACUGUCAUUGGUUUAGAGCGCUUGCAGGGGCGACGUGCAGUCUAUAGCCAGAAGGUGAUCCUCAGCAUCGUCGUGACCGGUGUUGGGGUCGCUCUGGCCACGGUGUCGGAUUUCGAAGUGAAUGUUCGAGGGAGCAUUCUAGCACUGAUGUCCAUCAUCAGCACGGCGCAAUACCAGAUUUGGCAGGGCUCCAAGCAGCACGAGCAUGGUGUGACUCCAACGCAAAUCACCUACUCCGUGGCCUGGCCUCAAUCCUGCGCAGGGUUGGUUUGUGCCCUGCUAGCAGAUGUGUGGCUGCCACAGGUGAAAGUGCUUUUCCUGAUGAGACCUUCCACCCUGCUGGAGCACAAGCUUUCGGGUCAAGGUGAUCUCUACUGGAUAGUCCUGUGCAAUCUGUUGGCAGUCUGCACCAAUAUUUCCGUCUAUGGACUGAUUGGGAAGACGUCUCCCAUCACCUACCAGGUCGUGGGUCAGCUGAAGACUGUGAUGGUCGUGGCCUUCGGCUAUAUCUUCUUUGAUGUGCGAGUGCCAUGGCAGUGGCUGCUCUUGCGCUUCACCGGCGUGGCCAUUGCCAUUGUGGGGGUGAUCAGUUAUGCAAUCAUCAAGAAUGCCGAAGCGAAGGAUAAAAAGACAUGA
Molecule: messenger RNA, 966 nt
Organism: Cladocopium goreaui
Lineage: Eukaryota; Dinophyceae; Suessiales; Symbiodiniaceae
Source: the annotation of a GenBank genome assembly